Molecule: messenger RNA, 1804 nt
Organism: Thunnus maccoyii (southern bluefin tuna)
Lineage: Eukaryota; Metazoa; Chordata; Actinopteri; Scombriformes; Scombridae
Gene: cep57l1
Product: centrosomal protein 57, like 1
Exons: 11
Coding region: 184-1662 (492 amino acids)
Cellular component (GO): centrosome
Molecular function (GO): identical protein binding; gamma-tubulin binding; microtubule binding
Source: RefSeq, a predicted model, not a curated record
GGAAAGCGGCAAAGAGGAGGGAAAUUUAAAAAGUCCGGACUGCCUGGUUUGGUGGCUGACAGCAGGACAACUGAGUCGCUGGAAGAAGUCAGUUAGCCGCAUUACAAUCAUUUACAACCAACAUAAGCAGCCUGAGAACAUUGGAUAUAAGCUUAUGAUUAUUUUCGAAACGACUAUCACAGAAUGGAGACUUACAGCGAUCAGAUUUUAGACUCACCCUCCAAAAACAGUUACAUUGGAAGCUAUUACCAGCCUCCAGACAGGAUACUACCAACACCAAGAGAGCUGGAGCUCCCUGGACGCUCAUCCAUCAGCAUGGACUCACAGAUAAACAGCCCUCAGGCCUCACAGCCCAAACCUAAUAUUGACAGUAAAGCUGUUGUGGAUGCAUUAAAGACCCUCCAGGAGAAAAUCAGGCGGUUGGAGCUGGAAAGGAAGCAAGCGGAAAAGACCUACCAGCAUUACUCCCAGGAUGCCCAGAAGGAACAGCCGAUCACAACAGCGUACACCGUGCACAGCCAACCAGCAAUCAGCCUGCAUGAAACUGAUAACUCUAACAGGAAAGAGCUGGACUCAAAGCUUCAGUCAGCGGAGGCUCGCUGUAAGGUUCUUGAGAAGCAGCUGGACUACAUGAGGAAGAUGGUUGAAAAUGCCAAAAAGGAGAAGAAUGCUGUGAUGGAGAAUCAGGCUUCACUGCAGAAACAGCAGCCAAGCAGUUCAGACGACCAAAUUCAGCGGGAGAAGCUGGAGAAACUUGAAUCGGAGUGUUUCAGAUUGAGUAGAACCCAAACUCUGGCAGAGAUGAAGCUUGCCAUUCUGGAGCAGAAACUACUGAAAGAAGAGCAUGAGCGCAAACUUGUACAGGAGAAGGCAGAUGAGCUGCGGAGGGAGCUGGACGUCAACCUACGAUUGUCUUCACCAACUACUGAGGAGAUUAAGCCAAAGAAGAAAACAAAUAAGACCACCAGGAAAACAUCCAGACAGAAUGAGCUGGCAUCACCAAGCGGCCUAAGGCACAAAAAAAUGCCCUUUGUUGCAGGAACAUCGACAAGCCCAAGCCAUUCAGUCCACGCCAACGUACAAAGUAUCCUUCACAUGAUGAAGCACCAUCAGCCUCAGCUGUGUGAACGAGUAAGCGCUCUGCACAGGUCUGGCUGUGGAGCCAAGAAGAGCCUCCAAAAGGCCUUUUCUCCAACUUCCACCACUUCUCACAAGCUUGAAAGGAAGCCAGAACAAGCCGACCAAUCACUGAGCUCGCUGUCUGACCUGCUCCUGGCUCUGCAGGACGAGCUAGGGCAGAUGAGCUUUGAGCAUCAGGAGUUGGUGCGUCAGGUAGAUGCAGCCCAACAUCGGGAGCAGAGGCAGGACCUGCAGAGAGAACUGGAAAGGUUGGUUGCCAGAAUGGAGGAGAAGGGAGCUCAGAUCACGAAACUCCGCAAACACCAGCAGUCGGUCCAUAAAUGGACCCACAGCAGUGAGCAGCAGCCCUGUGCCAAUGAAGUCAAGAAGCUGAGUGGGAUCAGACCGCCCAAUCCUUCGCCUGUUAAGACUAAGCAGAAGGGAAAGAAAGCUGCGGCCACUCACAAAAAUCUGCAGAUUCUCAGAGAGACCCAGAAGUUCCGCAAAAGCCUAAAACAGGACGACGUCUCCUGGGAAACAUGAGUUUCUCUCAAAGAUGCCUUUGAUACUACAGCUGAUUGGACCACAAGACUCCCCUCGGUAUCUUGCAGCAUGUUUUCUCCUCUUUCCAAAAAGUUCUGCAGGCCGUUUUAGCCAACAUAACAAAUAAAAAGAGGGAAUAAAG